Messenger RNA from Stegastes partitus (bicolor damselfish), 7127 nucleotides. RefSeq names its product p21 protein (Cdc42/Rac)-activated kinase 4 (gene pak4). The coding region runs from base 311 to 2290 and encodes 659 amino acids. Gene Ontology annotation, molecular function: protein serine/threonine kinase activity; ATP binding. The record is from RefSeq and is a predicted model, not a curated record. The transcript has 11 exons. Gene Ontology annotation, biological process: protein phosphorylation. NCBI's taxonomy places the organism in Eukaryota, Metazoa, Chordata, Actinopteri, Pomacentridae.
UACAGCCCAGAGCCACAACACUUUUUCUUUCUCUCUCUCUGUGUGUGUGUGUGACUGCGUGUACCGCCCAGCCACCCGUUAUCUCCGCCGGUGUCCGGGGUCGCUCUCAUCCGCGGCGGCUCGAACCGAGUUGGAUUUGUUCCGCGGAAACUACUUUGCCGCUGCAGGAGCCUGGUUUUCUUUUUUUUUUCCUCCUCGUCCUCCGCUCCGCGUUUCCGACAUGAGAUCAGGUGGAUCGUGUGUUGCUGCUGGCUGAAGGUUUACCUGCUCCAGAGUCUGAUGUUAGGCUGCAGCUGCCUCGGCCGCCAUCAUGUUCACCAAGAAGAAGAAGUCUCGCAUCCAGAUCUCGGCUCCCUCCAACUUUGAGCACCGCGUGCACACGGACUUCGACGAGCAGGAGCAGAAGUUCGUCGGGCUGCCGCGACAAUGGCAGUCGCUGAUAGAAGACACGGCCAAGAGGCCCAAGCCCUUCAUCGACGCCACCGUCAUCACUACUGUGGAACCACGGAAGACCAUCGUGCGUGGCAGCAAGCUGGGCGUGGACGGCUCCCUGACGUGGCUGCUGGAUGAGUUUGACACGAUGUCGGUGACUCGCUCCAACUCCCUGCGGCGAGGAAGUCCUCCCAUCCAGCCUCGCAGGGACUCCAGCUCCUCAGGAGGAGGAGGAGGAGUUGGGCAGGAGAACGGAGAUCCUCACCACAGACACUACUCAGACAGAGAGCGACCCAGACAAGACCACCACGGCGGAGGAGACCCCCGCCAGCGUGCUGUCCGUCCUCCUCAGAGAGAUGAAGGAAUCCAGGGUCGACCUCAGCAGCAGCCCCGAGGCCAAGAGCCCAGCAGAGCCCCCAGAGACAGGCUGGACUCCGGCCCUCCUCCGCCUCCUCACAGAGACAGAGAGCAUCGGGACCGGGACCAGGAGCAGGUGGUUCGCAGGGACCAGCCCGGUGACCCCAGGCCCAAAUCCAGCUACGUGUCGCGGGACGGCAGCCCUCAGUCUCCCCGGGACAAGAGGCCCCUCUCGGGACCCAACAUCCGCACCCCGAACCUGCCGGUGACCGAGGGGGUGAUGAAGACCGCCCAGCAGACCACGCGGCCCUUCAACACCUACCCGAGGACGGACAGCGAGGGCGGUCGCAGCCCCACCGGACAGCCGGGUCGACACCAUGAAUCCUCCCCUCAGAACGGACCCUCCAGCGGAUCCAGCCGAGGCUCCUCCGGCUCCAAGCCUCCCGCGAACCACCAGCACCCUCACCACUCCUCCCACCCCAUCCUGACCCCCGAGUCCUCCCAGCACCCGCACACCCCUCACCCCAGCGUCCCGGCCCCGAGGCCCCCCGUCCCCUCCGGGCCCCCGGCGUCCGGCGCUCCCCCUCAGGGCCGCUCGCCGCAGAGGGAGCCCCAGAGGGUUUCCCACGAGCAGUUCAGGGCGGCGCUGCAGAUGGUGGUGGAUCCGGGCGACCCGCGGACCUACCUGGACCACUACAUCAAGAUAGGAGAGGGCUCCACGGGGAUCGUGUGCAUUGCCACGGUGAAGACCACCGGAAAGCUGGUGGCCGUGAAGAAGAUGGACCUGAGGAAACAGCAGCGCCGAGAGCUGCUCUUCAACGAGGUGGUGAUCAUGCGCGACUAUCACCAUGAGAACGUGGUGGAGAUGUACAACAGCUACCUGGUGGGAGACGAGCUGUGGGUCGUCAUGGAGUUCCUGGAGGGAGGAGCUCUGACCGACAUCGUGACGCACACGAGGAUGAACGAGGAGCAGAUUGCCACCGUGUGUCUGUCCGUCCUGAAGGCGCUGUCUGUCCUCCACACUCAGGGCGUGAUCCACAGAGACAUAAAGAGCGACUCCAUCCUCCUCACUCAUGACGGCCGGGUGAAGCUGUCGGACUUCGGUUUCUGCGCUCAGGUGUCAAAGGAAGUGCAGAGGAGGAAGUCUCUGGUCGGGACGCCGUACUGGAUGGCCCCGGAGCUCAUAUCCAGGCUGCCCUACGGACCAGAGGUGGACAUCUGGUCUCUGGGCAUCAUGGUCAUAGAGAUGGUGGACGGGGAGCCGCCGUACUUCAACGAACCGCCGCUCAAAGCCAUGAAGAUGAUCCGCGACAACCUGCCUCCCAAACUGAAGAACCUGCACAAGGUCUCCCCUCUGCUCAAAGGCUUCCUGGACAGGAUGCUGGUCCGAGACCCUGCUCAGAGAGCCACCGCCAGCGAGCUGCUCAAGCACCCCUUCCUGACCAAGGCCGGCCCGCCGUCCUGCAUCGUCCCCCUGAUGCGACAGAACCGGAUGAGAUGAGAGGACCUUCGGGACUGCGGAGGGAAAGUCGCGCAGGUUCGGAUGGAUCAGAAUACUCCUGCACACGGAGGUCAGAGGUCACGGACGGAUUCAGCCAAACGCUCGGGAGAAGCGUUGGGAAGUGUGCAGGAGUAUUCUCGUUUUCUUGUGUGAGUCACUGAACCGUGGGGAGUGUGUUCCCCGAAUAAGAGGCAAUAAGGUGGUGUGUGUGUGUUAGUGUGUGUGUGUGUGUGUGUGUGUGUGUGAUCGGAUGUUUCGUGGCUCGUGUGUGAUCAAACACAGCAGAGGAGCCGCGGUUUGCCUGUGGAGUGAUUUUUUUUUUACCUGAAGAGCCUCACGUGGAAAGAUUAACACCUGUGGCUCUUCUCUUUUUCUUUUUUUUUUUUUUUUAAUUUCCUUUUCGGACCUUACCUGGAUUUUAAGCGUGAAUGAAGGUGGGGUUUUGCACACCAGUCGGAUGCUUUGAAGGAGUUUUUUUUAGAGACUGACGGAGCGACGUUUUAAUCUCACUAUUGGACAAUCUGGAACUGUUUUUUCACUACAGAGGCUUCUCUCAAAGACGGAACCCCAAACCCGGACACUAUCCUCACCACACCCAGAACUUACUACUGAGAGAGGAGAACUGUAGACUCAGAGAUGAGUCGGACUUUUAUUUUGUAGCCAUAAAGGAAAAAAGAAAAAGAAAAAAAAACACAAAGCCUAGGUUCCUGUUGUAAACAAGCAAACCUACACUAAGUGAAAAGAUAAACACUGGAGUCGUGGUAACAGAUGAAUUCUUCUCUUAUUUCCUCCUAAUUUUUCCUGUGUAAGUACAAUGAACAUAGAGAGAUAUAUCAGUUGUGAUGUUUUACUAUCUCUUAUUUUGUGAUUGUUUUUAUUAUUAUUAUUAUUAUUCCUGGUUUUUGUUUUUAGAGUGAGAUGUGAUGAUUUUUCUGAAGCACUGUUGACGAGCGAUAGAAGCUGCACUCCCAGUUGGUUUCAGCAGAUAAAACACACUAGACUUCUUUUUUUAAUUUUUCUUGUUUUAGAUCAGAACCACCCACAGCCCCCCUUAAAUGGGUCGACGACUCGGCCUGUCCGCACCCUUGAUUCGUGAUUUCCACUCGUAGGCUUCGUGUCUCGCCGCACGAACUCCUCCCGACGUAGAAAACGUGCUGCUCGUCAAUCAGCCGGCAGGUUGUUUUCGCUCUGCGGCCGCCGUUUUGAGGAAACGGCGAGCUGCUGACGUGCGUGAGAGCUCGUCACGUCGUUCUGCUACGCCGCUCGUCCAAUUAAUGUUUGAUUGCCGAGUUAAUGGAUCCGGCUCCCGAGUCCACGUCGCAGCGCUGGAGAGGACCAAACGCCAGGUCUUUGUGCUUUGUGGCGGUUUGUCUCGCUCGGUGCUGCUCAUAGCGUCGCUGCGCUUCUGAAGAUAUGUGAAGAUUAUUUUAGUGUUUGCGCUUCGCUCUGCUUAGAUGUGGUUUCUGUGAAAGUGGACCAUGAGGCAGAUAACAGAAGUGGUUAGACGGCCUCGCCAGCAGCUGCUCACGCUGCAAACACAUUCAAGAGCUCAAAGACGAAUUGUUCUCCGUCGUUCCAGCCUCUUCAGGUUCAUCUCAUUCACCCUUCAAACACAUCAGGAGUCACUUCAUGUCAUGAGUAGCAGCAAAUUACAGCGAACCGUCACCUCCGAAGCACAAACGGCAACUGAUCCUCAUCCAAACGCUGCCUCAGCACCGUUCAUUCAAACAUUACAGCUCAGUUUGACCCACAUGUCUGGAGGAAGACGUUUAGGGAUUUUGUACUAGAAGGACAAACGGGUCAGCACAGCACCAGAAGGCGAAGCUCGAUCUUCGUUCCAACCCUCAUCUACGGACUGAGUUGGCUUUGAGCGUCUGGUUGGGACGAAUCCUGGACGACUUCCUUUGGAGGUUUUCUGGGCAACCAGGACAAGAACCUGGGAUGAAACCAGAACUCGAUCUCAUCCAGCCUGGGAACACCUCAGGAUCCCUCAGGUGGACGAUCCGACUCUGCACAAGCACAAGAAAACGGACAUAACUACAGAUGAAACGCUCGCUUUGUUUUGAAGAUUUGUAGUUUUAUACUGCAGCAUGUAGCACUAAAAAGAAAACCACCACUACAGAAGAUGAAAUCAAAGAUGAGGCCUUUAGAAACAUUCCUCUCUCUCUCUUUCCAUUCCUGCUCAGUCUUCCAGGUCGGCUGCAGCAAAAAGCCUUUUUUUAAUCACACCAGUCGAGACAAUAACAGACCCAGAACGCUUCCACCUGAUUCCAAGAUCCAUCGUACGUGAGGCGGCCGUGGGGGACGAGUAGAACUUCUGCAGCCAUGACUGGACUUUUAGAUCAGUGGAUCUCCGUACAACACGUCUAGAUUUUGAGCUUGUUAAAAGGAUGUGAGGUUAACCGACAGCUGGUGACGUUUCCGAGGAGACGGACGGCUCACGGAGCCUGUUACGACUACAGCUCGAUGUUUUCUGUAGAGCCAGAUUCUGGCUGGAGGAUCGGGGAGGUUUCUAUCAGCGGUUUCACACUAAACCUCGUAGCAAUGAACAGUCAGCGCCGCAGAAGAUGGCAUUAAAGAUAAAGCAGCUGUCUGUUCAGAAGUCAUCCCUCUCAGAGCUGAGUGAUCGCUCCUCUGUCUUCAGUUCAGCUGCUGCAGAAAGCCUCGUUUCAGACGUUGUUAGAGGAAACAUAAACCCCGAGUAAGACCACCUGAUCCGCUGAGACACAUUUGCUCACAGUUUUUCAUCUCCUGUGUGGCUUUUUUGUAAACUUUAGGGGCUUAUUCAGCAGCUUGGAGCACCUCGUCUUCUACUUAAGAUAGCACACAGCAGCUCCUUCGAGGAGAACUUUGAGGCACAAAGUAGUUUAAUUUCUGCACAGAGAAUUGCAUCAAGCUGUUCUCUGCUUUAAUGCUGCGUCGCUCUCUGCUCGGAGGAUUUCUCGGUAACAGCAGCGGAACCCGGCGGUGCUGCCUGCCUCUGUGGUUGCUGCCACUCCAUUAGGCUGCACCUUGACCUCGAUAAGAGAACCUCCGUCAGGCGGGGUGGUUCUCCGUCUUCCAGCCCUCGGUGGCCUCUGACACGGUUCAGCUCGGGCCUCGGUCGACGCCCCGCUGUUUGCAGAGAAAACUGACUUGAUGAAAGCGUGUGCCACGACGUUUCCGUGACUUCAGAGCCGGUUUGUUAAGAAGUUAAUCGUAAACCUCGGUUCUUCUGUUUUUCCCCCCGUCAGAGGCUCCACACUUCGAGUAGGCGUUCCGUACUUUGUCUCCUUGGCUGCUUUCCAGGCAGCACAAAUUUUUUUCAUCUGUGUCAGUUUCUGCGUGUGUUUUGUGGUCAGAAAGUGGAAACGAACCGACACUGACUCACUGGUUUCAUGUCGGCUUCUAACCAGAGACUGGAAAAGACAAUCAGCUGUAGCGACGGCGUUCGGACUGAGAGAAUGUGAUCGAUCGUUUCGAUUAGCCCGUUGAUUCCUCACACUAAUCAAGAUGGAGAUAGGAACUGUCCUUCUGCUGGUGGAGUUUCCUGCUGUACUUUUAUGAUGGGUUAGAAUGAAUGAAUCAUGUCGGGGUUGAGCCGCCGGAAAACCAACACGAGUUUCAGCGAGUAAAUUCACUGUAGUGCUGAAAUCUCUGUACUCUGGACUCAUCAUGCGCUCGUCUCUCCUCAGCAUCCUCACAACAAUAACAACGAGGUGUUGAUUAAUUAAACCUGCAACUUCAGGUGUUGUUUAUCUCGUAAUUUCAAACUUUAUUCUCGCAGCGAGCUCCUCGGUUUGUUGGUUUUCCUGCCGCUCAGAGCCCCGAUGGUCCGACAGACUCCACCUCUGUCGGCUUCUGUUCCUUCAUCAGAUCGGCUUUUCUGUAUCAAUGUGAAAAUGUGUUAACUUGGACUGUAGCUGUGUUUUGUACCGACCAGAUUUUACUGCUGUGUGUGUGUGUGUGUGUGUGUGUGUGUGUCUGCGGACGUUUCAUGCCUUAACAUUUACAAUCACUACUGGACGGGUCGACGCACUACGACUGUUCCUGGAGUUCUCGGGCGACGCUUCGGAUCGAGGAGGCUCGCUUCAGCCGCCUCGUCUCGUCUUCGGGAAGCCGGGAUUCGUGCUCAGCGACUCGGUUCCUCCGGGGUUUAGUGCCUUGCUUAGCGGCAUCCCUGCAGAUGUUUUCGUCCCCGUCUUGCUUCUCGUGAAACCUCCAGCCGACUCCCGUUAAACAAACCUCUCCUCUGAUGGACUGUUAUGAUUCACAUUGACUCACCUCUUUGUUUAAAAGCUGAUUCUGUUGCAGUGUUGACAUACAAGCAUCUGUUUUGUAAAUUUCACUGGUAUUGUAAAAAAAAAACAAACAUAGACUUCACUUUGCAAAUUUUACUUUUUUUUUUGCAAAUACAAUUUUUGUAAAAGAUCCCCGUCGUCUGGGUUUUUCUGUGCGUCUGAGAUGUUGUGUUUUUUAUCUGCAGAGAUUAUCAGCCUGGUGUUGUUCGCUCAGCAGGAUACGAGGAGGCGUAGAGAGGCUUUUGUUCUUCGUGAAAAAAAAACUCACACAGGACCAAAUGUGUAAAAGUGAGAAAUAUGUGUUCGCUCGUUGGGAAACACACAUGAAAGGGCUUUAAAAAAAAAAAAAAGGUUGUUGCAUAUAAAAAAAAAAAGGGAUCUGAUUUACUGGUGAACAUAAACGCAUCAUGUGGGCUUUAAAGAGUGUUAAAGCCACAUUUUUUAAUUAGAAAAGUCGGUUUAUUGAGGUUUUAUUCAAGAGAAACAUCAUUGUUAUGCUUAAAUUAGGUUAAUUUGAUGUCUGUUCAUGACACAAAACAUAAAAGUGUUUAAAAAAA